This is a messenger RNA of Diachasma alloeum, 1694 nucleotides long. Its product is annotated as methyltransferase-like protein 17, mitochondrial. NCBI's taxonomy places the organism in Eukaryota, Metazoa, Arthropoda, Insecta, Hymenoptera, Braconidae. The record is from RefSeq and is a predicted model, not a curated record. The transcript is spliced from 9 exons. Gene Ontology annotation, cellular component: mitochondrial small ribosomal subunit. Gene Ontology annotation, molecular function: structural constituent of ribosome; methyltransferase activity. The coding region runs from base 203 to 1567 and encodes 454 amino acids. Gene Ontology annotation, biological process: translation.
GCCAAACCCACCAAAACACAAAACAAGAAAUUUUCAAAAGGAGGUUAGGUUCCCCUAUCAUCACACAUGUCUUACGAACUUCAAAUGUUCCCACCGGUUUAUCUCAGAAUAUCAAUUAUUUCCGGAACUAAUUGUUGAGUGAACAAUUGACAUUGUUGUAUAUUAACACGAGCGUCGAGUUAAUACAAAUACUGAAGUCAACAUGUUUAAUAAAGUUUGUACACCGUUACGGAGCCAAACACGACGAUGUUCAUCGUUGAUACUGAAUAAAGCGAAACCUGUGGUUGAAUUGGACGAAGGUACAAGGAAUGCACUAGAGAAAAAUGAGAUUAAACCACGAAAACAUGCUGGGGUUGUGUAUAGGAGAACAACUGAACUUCCGGAGUGGGUUACGAAGGGGAUAACAUCGCUAAUUGAAGAAUAUCCAAAACAGCAAUUAAGGGAGGAUUCAGCAAAGUUCUACAGACAUUUUAAAGGUCGCCACCCCCCAAUUGAGAAGGAGGAAUUCGAAGCGAAAUUCGAUGACAUAAAAAAAGAACUUCGACAGGAAAAACGUUAUGAAAAUGUGACGCCUGAGGUCGAGGAGAAGCUGGACAAGCAAGUAUCUUCUAAAGCUCUUCAAGUCUUGAAGACAAAUGUUCAGUACAGCUCGUCUGCUGUUAAAUACGACUCUUACACCAGCAUCUUGUACAUGAUGACACGGAGUGCACCUGAUUAUGCAAUUUUGUAUAAAAUAUUUCACGAGAUUAAAGCGAGAGAUGGGGAUUUCGAGGCAAAGAAUUUGUUGGAUUUUGGAUCAGGAAUUGGGACUGUUUCUUGGGCUGCAGCACAAUUGUGGCCAACGUUGAAGGAAUACGUGUGUAUCGAUGCCUCCACAGAAAUAAUUAGUCUAGCCGAAGAAUUAGCUAAGCAUGCCGAUCCAAAAAUCAAAGGAAUCUUCCAUCGACAGUACCUUCCAGUAACUGCAGUGCCAAAAUUUGACGUUGUGGUGAGUGCUUUCACAUUAUUCGAUUUACCAGAUCGAAAAAGUCGCCUAGAAGUUAUUUUAUCUUUAUGGAGGAAAACAGAAAGAUAUUUAGUCCUUGUCGAGCAAGGCACCAAUGCUGGAUUCCAGAUCAUCAACGAGGCUAGAGAUUUCAUCUUACAUAUAAUAGAAUCUUCCAAUAAACGAGAAGGUACUCCGCAAGGCUACAUUUUCUCUCCAUGCCCUCACGAAUCAAAGUGCCCAAAGAUAGCGGUUGACGAUGGUACUCCAUGCAAUUUCCAAGCAUCUUACAUUGCUUUCACUUUGAUGAAUGCAAAAUUUUCGAAGAAAGAGCGUUAUUCCUACGUAGUAUUCAAAAAAGGAGGUGGACGGGAUGAAAACGAGAAAAAAUGGCCCAGAUUAGUUCGACCCACGUUGGUACGUUCAAGACAUUCGAUUUGUCGCAUGUGCAUACCGAAUGGAAAAUUGAUGGAAGUAUUCUUCUCCGUGGGAAAACACGAAAGGCCUGUAUACUACUGCGCCCGGUCGAGCGAAUGGGGUGAUAGGCUGCCCAUCGAAAUAGUCAGUGAAACGCCAAAAUGACGCAGCGAAUUCGGUCAUUGAGGAAAAACUGGAAUGACUUGACAAUUUCGUGGAGAAUUUUACCUCUUCAUUGAUUGUAUAAUCUAUGCAAUAAAACUCGAUAAGUCAAUUAUCGACUGUAAAUAAA